Messenger RNA from Nicrophorus vespilloides, 2695 nucleotides. RefSeq names its product thioredoxin domain-containing protein 11. The coding region runs from base 153 to 2456 and encodes 767 amino acids. Lineage: Eukaryota; Metazoa; Arthropoda; Insecta; Coleoptera; Silphidae. The transcript has 11 exons. The record is from RefSeq and is a predicted model, not a curated record.
GCAACGUCACCGUGCCCUAACCUCUCCCGGGGAAAAUUCGAUUGACCGAAUGUUUUAAUUGAAUUAAUGUGUUAUUAUUGAUUUUAAUUUGUUUAGUGCGCGUAUUAGUAAAGGAGGUAAAAGGACGCUGUAGAGCGUUAUGUGGUGUUGUGAUGUCAGACGCGGAUUCGGACGGUGGAAAUCAGGUUCCAAUAGCAAGGGAACACGAUAACAACGAUGCUGAUGACACGACGAUCGAAAAAAAUUUGCCAGUUUAUAGUCUUAGUACAACCGCGUUCAUAGAAAUGUUGUAUUUCCUGAAGGAGUUGACGAUCCUUAUGUUGUUGUUCGUCACCUACGCGGCCCUCAACAACAUCGAACCACCGAUAAUGACCAGGAAUCAGGUGGCUCUUCCAUUUUUUGAGGUCAAUUCGAACAUCAGGGACUUCUUCCACGGCGACAUCAAACAAGCCCUCGCCCACACCCAUGAUUCGGAAGUCACCUUUGCUAUGCUAUAUGCUCCAUGGGAUGCUGCAAGCAAAGAAUCCCGCAGAGAGUUCGAAAUUUCCGCCGGACAGUUGCGUCGCGUGGCCACUUUCAUUGGAAUCAACUGUUGGCUUCCAGGCAGUACUUGCAAAAGGCAUUUCGUGAAUGCGAUUUAUGGUAAAUGGCCAAUUUUUUUCGUCUACUUGAACAGCGGAAAAGUAAUCGAGUAUAACGGACCAAAAAGAUCAGCUUACAUGAUUAGCUUUCUUGAGAGUAUCAUAAAUCCGUAUGUUCGUGUAGAGUCGAUAGAAGAUGUGUUGCCGCUUUUCGUUAAGCACGAGGCGGUUAUUGUAGCUCAGAUUGACUGCUCUCCCGGUAGCCGCAUGUUCCCUAAGGUCUACCAAGCAUCUCUCUCCAUGAUAUCGCAAGACCCUCUGAACAUAGCCAAGUUUGCCAUCAUGUGCACCAAAGGUCGUCAGCACAUGGAAUUAUUCGUAUGGAAUAACACUAUUUCCACACAAGAAGGUUCAAUGGAGCGCGACAUGGUUUCCGCACAUGCCAUUGUCAAAUGGGUUACAAAAAAUGUAGCGCAGGCAUUAUCUUGGCUAUCUCCAGUUGGCGUUAAGAGUAAUCAACUGGCAUCACAAAUAGCAGGACCUACUCUCAUCCUGUUUACACCAUACAACCCUCUGUUCCCAUCAAACGACCUUUACAGUUUGCUCAAAAUCAUAGCAAUCGAAUACAAAAUGUGCAAUAGUACUGAAAGCAUACCAUUUUACAUACCUCAACUAAAGAAAGAUAGACUUAAAAAUCAGCAACAGCAGGAAAUAUCAUUAGAAGAAUGUAUGAAAAAAAAAGGCAAGCGUGUUCGCCCUGCGACCAGCCAAAAUGGAAGUUUUAAAACAUCUAUUAUUGAAGAUGAGACUAAAUCAUCUAUUAAGUUGAUGGAAUUUUGGAAGUCGCACCGCUGCAAAAUCAUCAGAUUAGCGAACUACUAUCGGAAACCCUUAUACACAGACCACGAGAACACUGUGCGGUAUUUCCAUAAAUACAACACUUGCUCGGGGAACAGGAGUCUUGCAUUUAGAGCUAUGAACAGUAUGAGGUACUUUCACUUCGCACAGAGAUUGGGUGUGGAUACAGAGAAAGCUCCAAAUAAGACUGUAAUGGUCAUUUUAAAUGAGAAGAACGAGGCCCAUUACAGUUACCUUGGCAAAGUAACCACGGAAUCGAUAAUUCAGUUUAUAGCAAAUUUUACAGGGACUGGUAUCAACAGGGCAUCGUUUUCGAGCUCCAGUAGUUUUGAGUAUACGCACGUGUACAAAGUAUAUUCCCCUGAAUGUUUAAAGCCCAAUGUGAUUUGUAUCGAAGAAUUGUAUAGCGAAAAUUACCUAUCAACCAUUAACGAAGUUGGAAAGAAUGUAAUCGUGUUUUACUACUCAAAACAUUGCGCGAUGUGCAGCGGCGUUGCCCAUCAUUACAUAACCGCUGCCAAGAUACUCGCAAGUCUGAAACAUAAAAUCAAAUUCACAAGAAUCGACGGUGAUCUGAAUUCACUGCCAUGGGAAUACACAAUGGAAACGUAUCCUACAAUCAUUUUGUUCCCAUCCGUAUCGAAAUCUGAAAGCCGAGUUUUAGCACCAGAACUGCCGAUCACCGCUAAUAAUCUUUUGAGUUUCAUUCUGGCAAAUCUGAAGACUGCUUCAGAGCAGAUGCAAGUUAUGUGGGCCAUCUGCUCCUUCACUAAGAAUCCUAAAGAUCGUGAAGAAUGCGUGCGAACAUUGCGCGUGGAGAAUAUGGCUAUAAUUGGUAGAACUUUGAAGGAGUGGAGACUUUCGAUUCCUAGAAGAAAGAAAAAGAUACUUUUCAGGUUACAGCAUCUGAGAAGUUUGCAUUUACAGUUAGCUUUGGUUCCUAGCAACUCCUCCUUGGUCAUCGAAUUGCUGGAUAAACUAGGCAAACACGAGAGGCCAUUGAAAGCUGCACUUUGAUCACUCAAUUUACUAAUUGAACUAUAAUCGUCUCAUGGUACUUCAGGCAUAUAUGGAAAUGCGUUACGAACCAAUUGCUAACGAUAAAGUGGUAUGCGUUACGCAAAACUCUUCUAACUUGUAGUUGAAUUAUAAGGAAGAAUUAUAUCUAUACAUAUGUGUGUUUCCGUAAUCUGUGAUAAUAUAACUAAAUGUCUAAAUGUAUUUAAUAUGAAACCAAAAUAUAUCUUUUUUGUUUA